AUAUUGUUAUUAAUACGUAAGUUGCUUAUAACAGCCAGACCUUACAAUGCAUUCUGUUCUCUCCCCUGCCCCAUAACUGAGACCUGUCAGAAUCCAUGGGGAGGAUACGGUCAGGGGAGGGCGGACGGCCAGGCCGGCUGUUCACCGAUCAACCUGAACAUCUUCACAUGUGCUGGUGAAGACUCGAAGCCUCCGGACGCACCGCCCCCUCCUGCACCACCUCCACCUCCAUCGGCACCACCACCACCUCCACCCCCGCCCCCGCCACCUCCACCUCCGCCUAAACCCCCCGAACCACCACCACCACCUCCACCCCCGCCCCCGCCACCUCCACCCCCUCCUCCGCCAUCAAGAAGAUUCGGAGAAGAUGGCAGAAGGAACAAUCUGUUCACAUCUCUAUUCAGCGUUCCUGGGGCAAUAGCGGAUUCAUUAUUAAGCGGAGAAAUCACCAUCUAA
Messenger RNA from Achroia grisella, 456 nucleotides. RefSeq lists its product as uncharacterized. The record is from RefSeq and is a predicted model, not a curated record. The transcript is spliced from 3 exons. NCBI's taxonomy places the organism in Eukaryota, Metazoa, Arthropoda, Insecta, Lepidoptera, Pyralidae. The annotation marks the transcript as partial.